Messenger RNA from Guillardia theta CCMP2712, 435 nucleotides. RefSeq lists its product as hypothetical. The record is from RefSeq and is a predicted model, not a curated record. The transcript has 2 exons. The coding region runs from base 38 to 316 and encodes 92 amino acids. NCBI's taxonomy places the organism in Eukaryota, Cryptophyceae, Pyrenomonadales, Geminigeraceae.
UUUCGCAAACGGGCGUCAAUCUGAGCAUGAAGUCCAGAUGCAACCAAUUGACAUCCAGCCAAGAAUCAUGUUUGUCACUAAAACUAAGACUCCCCAAAUCUCAAAGAUGGCGAAGAUCCCGGCAAAUUUGGCCGGACAUUCAUUGUUCAGAAGCAGCUUCCAGCCGCAUGUCACAUCUACUACGAGUAAGUUCGCGCCUGGGGAAAUUUUGAAGGGCAAGAUUCGACCAAGGCAUUUAUCUCUUACAGGGGGAGGUAGCAAUGAAACCCAAUUGUCAAGAUUCUUUCCAACAUCUUCUCUACGUCCAACACCAUGAGGAUGCUGAAACAAUUUCAAACUUGAUUUACUCGCUUGUAUACAUUGUACCAUGAUAUCAAACUUUGGAUUUUCAUUUAAUAUUGCUCAAAAGUUUGAUUGAAGUACUUGCUUUCCCAU